Messenger RNA from Serendipita indica DSM 11827, 1566 nucleotides. Lineage: Eukaryota; Fungi; Basidiomycota; Agaricomycetes; Sebacinales; Serendipitaceae. The record is from the annotation of a GenBank genome assembly.
AUGUCUAACUCGCCCAUCACCGUCCAUCAUGCUGUUCGUGAUCUUACGCAAAGCACCAAGGAAGCGCUGCAUACAGCGCACCGAUGGAACGAGCUUGCAGAAAAGUUUCAAGAGAGAUAUGGAAGCCCGCCGACGCAUAUUGUCAGAGCGCCAGGGAGAGUAAACAUUAUCGGAGAGCACAUUGAUUAUGCACUCUUUGGCGUUCUCCCAGCCGCCAUCGAAAAGGAACUUGUGAUCGCAAUUCGAGCAACACCAGAAUCCAAGGGCCUCGUAGAAGUUGACAAUAUGAACUCGAAGUAUACAAAGGCCAGCUUUACAGCGUUGCGGAGGAGCGAAUCAAAGGACGGGGGGAAAGAUCAGGAGGGUGAAUGGGAUCUUGCAAUUAAUCCAAAGGGUCUAAGGUGGGAGAGUUACGUCAAGGCGGGAUACCUGGGUGUGCUAGAGCGAUUCUUUUCAAAGGACACGAAAGCGGAUCCAGUUGGUCUACAGGCAUUGUUUGACAGUACUGUUCCGGCGGGCUCUGGAGUCUCAUCCUCGGCGGCACUCAUCGUCGCAUCGACCCUGGCAUUCCUCGUGGCCAAUGACAAACUUUCCUCAAUCACUAAAUUUGAUCUCGUUCAGAUGUCAGUGGGUAAUGAGAAGCGGGUUGGUGUGAAUAGUGGCGGCAUGGAUCAAUCCGCCUCAAUCCUCAGCGCACCCGGACACGCUCUCUAUAUCUCUUUCUAUCCGUCGCUACAGGUAUCCCCAGUACCGAUUCCAUCUUCGGCAGACAACCCAAUUGCAUUCUUAGUCGCAAACUCCCUCACUGUAUCCAACAAGGCAGAGACGGGCAAAGUACGCUAUAACCUUCGCGUCGUCGAGACACUCGUCGGGGCAAAGAUUCUGGCGAAUAUCUUGGGUGUAAAGACAGGUGAAGAGGAGCGAGCUGCCUAUCGUGAGGUGCUGCAGCGCUGGCGGGGGGAAAAGGAUAGCGAGGAAGCGCUCAAGGAAGAGAUUACCGCCCUGCUUGAGGGUGGAUACCUUGAGAAACUGAAGGGUAAAGAACAGCUUGGGGUAACACUCGAGGAAAUGGUGGAAAUGUCGGGCUUGUCAAGCGAUGUCUUUCACAAGGUAUUCCUCUCUUGGGUCGAAGUCGAAGCAACAUACUUCCAGCUGUACAAGCGCGCUCUACAUGUUUUCACUGAGGCGCGUCGCGUCCUCGAGUUUCGCGAUUUGUGUAGGCAGAGUGGCCCAUCCCUACCUGAGAAACUAGGCGAACUUAUGGACGCGUCACAGAAGAGCUGUGCCGAGCUCUUCGAAUGCUCCUGUCCCGAGCUGGACGAGUUGGUAGGACUAGCCAAAUCAUUGGGCGCAUAUGGCGCGCGCUUGACGGGUGUGUCAUACUUCCUUUCCGGUGCCGGAUGGGGAGGAUGUGCGUGCAUUCUCCUUAAAGAAGGAGACGUAGUAGAUUUCAUGAAGCAGCUGCGUGCUAGCUAUGGACCCUACAAACAUCUGGACGACGCGACAUUUGCUGAAACUUGCUUUGCGACAAAGCCCGCCGAGGGAGCGUGCGUCUUUACGCUUUGA